AUGCUGAUGUCAGAUGAUAAUAGAAACUUGAUGCAUAAUCUGGAGACUAGAAUUAAAAGUUUCGAAAGUUCAGUUACGAUCAAUAAGAAGAAGGUAAGAUGGAGAUUCACUGUUAUACCUGGGAAAUCGUUAGCAAGACUUGGGUUUUAUUAUAGUCCUUGCAAAAAUAAAGAUACCAAUAAGCUUGACAAUUCAGCUAUAACGUGUGUUUAUUGUAAAAAAAUUUUGUUUAAUAUUGCUUCUUGUAAGUCAAAAAAAAGGAAUACAUUAGAGACCAUUAUCAACAUAUUGCAGGCUCAUUUAACUACAAAUGAAGAUACAAAUUGUUUAUCCGCUCAUCUGCGAUUAUUAUUAAUGAAAAGAUAUCAAUUAUCAAAGAAUAAACUAAUCAGUAAUGUGGAUUGGAAAAAUGAUAAAUUCUUUAAUGAUCCAUUGAGUAUUGAAACACUUGAAUUUAGGAAAUUCACAUAUAAUAAUGAUUGGAAAUAUAAUGACAAGGAUGUACAGAAUCUCAGUAUAACUAAGCUGGCAGAAGCAGGUUUAAUGCUUUAUGAUAGAUUUUUAACCAAUUUUGAAGAAGACACUACUGUCGAAGAUAUUGACGAUGUCAAUGGAGAUUUUUGCUACUGUAUCUACUGCAAUAAUAUAAUAGGAUCAUGGCAGGAAGAUGAUGAUCCAUUAGAAGAACAUUUUAAAUCAUCAAAAGGGCCGUCUUGUUAUUUUUUUAAAUGCUUAGAGAGUAGCAAUCAACAUAAAUCAAUUGUAGAAGAAUUGAGAAAAAAACAUAAAGUUACAAAUAAUGAUGAAAGAUAUUCCGAUGACGAAAAGCUUCUGGAAAGCGUUGCUCCGGCUAAAAAGAAGAUAAAACUCACGAAAAGGACCACUAAAAUGUUAUCUAACUCUUCAGAAGAAGAAGAAGCUUUAGCAAUAACGAAAGAGCCUGAUACGUCAUUGAUCAUAAAUGUUAAGGAACAUAUCAAGAGAGGAAAAAUACAACAAAAAGAAUUAAAAAACAAGAUUUUAGAUGAUAGUGUAGAUGACUUGAGUUUUAGUAAUGUUGGUAAUGAAUCGUUUUCAUUACCUGCACCAAUAUCACCUUCUAAGAUAUUACAGAACGAGUCAUCUCCUUCUCAUCCACUUAAAGGCAAAACUAGCAUGACGUUUAACGCUCUUUUGAAGUCACCUUUGGUAUCACCUUCUAAAAGUUCGUCGUCAUUUAACGAAUCUCUUCAUAUAUCGAAACGUAUCAGAAAACAUGCAUCGACAGUUAUUCAAGUACCUAAUCUAGAGGAUAUAAAUUUAUCUUAUUCAUUAAGCUCCGAUGAAUAUACAUCCUCUUCUGACUUAUCGACUGUUUCCACUCCUAUAAAUAGUCCUUCAAAAAGUAAAAUUAAAGACAACAGCUUGGAAGGUGCAUCAGAUAGGUUUUCUAUAGAGCCUGUUGAUCUGAAGAACGACCACAAUACUAAUAUUCUAACUAAAGAAGUAGAAAAAGUGAUUUCUGUAUCUUCUUUUCAAAUUAAAAAUUCUAAGAAUUAUCACAACAAUGUUAAAGAAUAUUCCUCUUUAUCAGAAGACUCUGAUGUAAAUAUCUCCUUGGUUGACACAGGAAAACUUAUUUUAGAAACAAAAGUAAAAUCGAAAGAAAGUAAUAGUACAUCGAAAGAAGAGAGUAGUAAUGCACAUGGUGAUAAAAACAAUGGACAGGCCCAAUAUAGUGACCGUGAUAGAAAUACUGAUCAAAAACUUAAUGUAAAUAACAGUUUACGUCUGAAAGAAGACACUAUUGAAAAUGAAAACAGAUCGAAUAACUCAAUAGAUAAGGAUACAGGCCCUGAUCUAAACAAAGUUAAGGAUAUCAUUCUUAUGGACGAUGAUUUACAUGAUAUAAGUAAUAUUGAACUUGAUCUUAAUCAUUCUACCCCUAAGGUCACAAAAAAAGAUAUUUUAAUAAGUGACAUUAAACAACCUCGAAUUUUAGAACAUGACACUAAAUAUUCUCAAUCUCCUUCAGAAAAAUCAAACAAACCUUUCAACACACAAUCUCAAACAAAAUUACCUUCUCCAAUAAAAUAUAUUCAUGAGCAAAGCACUCCACUCCUUACGAAAACAUCUGAUAAAAAUAUGGACAAACAUCAUAUCUCAAGUUUAAGUGUUUCUAAUUCUCCUGAUAUUAACUUUACUAAGUCCUUAAUUUUAGAAGAAGGCUCAAGAUUAGAUAAUAUAUCUGAUAAUGACCACCCAGCUACAAUUAAAAACAUUACAAAUGAAGAAGAUGUUCAGAAAUCAGUCGAGGUACCAAUUAUAUCUAAAAACUUUUCAAAAGGUACAAUCGAAACAUAUUCCAAAAUCACUAACCAUGAUAAAGAUUUUGAAAUAGUGAAGGAAUACUUCCAAAGUUUAUUAAAAUAUGUUAAUGUAAAUGAUGCACAUUUGGCAAAUGACAUCAAUGGAGAUUUAAGGUUUUUCUAUAAUCAAAUACCUAAAGAGGAACUUGAAUUAACAUUCGAUUCUUGGAUUGACUUGAAAUUGGCAACAAUAAGAGAAGACUUUAACAAACGUACUGAACAAAAGUUAACUAUAAUGAAGGAUGAAUUUAGACAUAUAAAACAAAAAAUUGACUCAUGUGAUGAUGAUGCUACAUUACUAGAGAUUAGUAAACAAUUUGGCAUCUUGUAA
This is a messenger RNA of Tetrapisispora phaffii CBS 4417, 2679 nucleotides long. RefSeq names its product survivin (gene BIR1). Bases 1 to 2679 code for a protein of 892 amino acids. NCBI's taxonomy places the organism in Eukaryota, Fungi, Ascomycota, Saccharomycetes, Saccharomycetales, Saccharomycetaceae. The transcript has a single exon. The record is from RefSeq and is a predicted model, not a curated record.